Molecule: messenger RNA, 426 nt
Organism: Cavia porcellus (domestic guinea pig)
Lineage: Eukaryota; Metazoa; Chordata; Mammalia; Rodentia; Caviidae
Product: glutamic acid-rich protein-like
Exons: 3
Source: RefSeq, a predicted model, not a curated record
AUGACGCAUUCUCAUCAGGAAGAGUGCGAGGAGAUGGAGGAGGAGAUGGAGGAGGAGGAGAUGGAGGAGGAGGAGAUGGAGGAGGAGGAGAUGGAGAAGGAGGAAAUAGAAGAGGAGAUGGAGGAGGAGAUGGAGGAGGAGGAGGAGAUGGAGGAGGAGGAGCAGGAGAUGGAGGAGGAGGAGAUGGAGGAGGAGAUGGAGGAGGAGGAGCAGGAGAUGGAGGAGGAGGAGAUGGAGGUGGAGAUGGAGGAGGAGGAGAUGGAGGGGGAGAUGGAGGAGAUGGAGGAGGAGGAGGAGUUGGAGGAGGAGGAGGAGAGGGAGGAGGAGGAGGAGAAGUUAGAUGAGGAGGAGCAGAUGGAGAUGGAGAAGGUUAAGAGACAGAGACAGAGAGAGAGACAGAGACAGAGAGAGAGACAGAAGAGAGAC